Lachancea mirantina is the source of this 621-nucleotide messenger RNA. The record is from the annotation of a GenBank genome assembly. NCBI's taxonomy places the organism in Eukaryota, Fungi, Ascomycota, Saccharomycetes, Saccharomycetales, Saccharomycetaceae.
AUGUCUUUUACUGACUUCUCCAAGAUUGACACCUUGAAGGAAUUGAACACCUUCUUGGCUGACAAGUCCUACAUUGAAGGUACAUCUGCCUCUCAAGCAGACGUCACCACCUACAAGGCUUUCCAAAAGGCUUUCCCUGACUUCAGCAGAUGGUUCAACCACAUUGGUGGCAAGACGGCUGAAUUCGAGUCUUUGCCAGCUGCUACUGGCUCUUCCGCCGCUGCUGAAGAGGACGACGACGACGAGGUCGACCUAUUUGGCUCUGACGACGAAGUCGACAAAGAGGCUGAGAAGUUGAAGGCCGAGAGAAUCGCUGCCUACAACGCUAAGAAGGCCGCUAAGCCAAAACCAGCUGCUAAGUCCAUUGUCACCUUGGACGUCAAGCCAUGGGAUGACGAAACUGACUUGGAAGAGCUGGUCGCGAACGUCAAGGCUGUCGAAAUGGACGGUUUGACCUGGGGUGCCCACCAAUGGAUUCCAAUUGGUUUUGGGAUUAAGAAGCUACAAAUCAACCUUGUUGUUGAGGAUGCCAAGGUGUCUCUAGACGACUUGCAACAAGCCAUCGAGGAGGACGAGGACCACGUCCAGUCCACUGACGUUGCUGCUAUGCAAAAGUUGUAG